GAGGAAAAAGCAAUCUCCCCUUGUCCGAGUGAGCUAGGAGGACAGCUGAGUGGCCCUCAGGAGAGUCCAUGGACUCUCCCCAGAAGCUGCUGAGCAUCGGAUUGCUGCUGUGCUCUCUGUCUUGCCUCUUGCCGGAGACUGUAACUUCCUCACCAUCGCCUUUAUCUGCCUUUGGAACAGAAGAUAAAGCAGGAUCAAAACUACGCUCGAGGGAAAAUCACAGGUCCUGGCUGAGCAACUUCAGGGAGUACUUGGGGGAUCUCAUCAAGAGCUCCAUAUCUCCAGCAGCCAUUUGUUUGCUUAUCAUCACAGCACUGAUGGGGACCCUCUGCUGCCUCACGUAAGCUGCUGCGUGACAUGAAGAGAGGGGAGGAGAGAGGGAACC
Messenger RNA from Ceratotherium simum simum (southern white rhinoceros), 385 nucleotides. It is a transcript of the gene SMIM9, whose product is annotated as small integral membrane protein 9. NCBI's taxonomy places the organism in Eukaryota, Metazoa, Chordata, Mammalia, Perissodactyla, Rhinocerotidae. The record is from RefSeq and is a predicted model, not a curated record.